Erythranthe guttata (spotted monkey flower) is the source of this 942-nucleotide messenger RNA. Lineage: Eukaryota; Viridiplantae; Streptophyta; Magnoliopsida; Lamiales; Phrymaceae. The record is from RefSeq and is a predicted model, not a curated record.
AUGGCUAGAAUCGAGAAACAAAAAUUUCAGAUCCUCGAUGUUAGUGAGAAUAAUUAUUUAUCCUGGUGCUUGGAUAUGAAAUUACACCUCCAAGGAUUAGAUCUUUUAAAAACAUUGGAGUGUGUAGAUAUCAAGGAGGCAAAUCGGAAAGAUGAGGCAAAUGCUAUGAUUUUUAUACGCCAUCAUCUUUCUGAGGAUCUGAAAGAUGAGUAUAUACAAUUAGAAAGACCAUCAGAAAUAUGGCAAAAACUCAAGGAGAGAUUUGAUCACACGAAAACAGUAAUCCUACCACAAGCUCAAUAUGAGUGGCAGCAUUUAAGACUGCAAGACUUUAAAUCCGUUGCGGAUUAUAAUUCAGCAUUAUUUAAGAUUGAGUCUCGUCUAGCACUAUGGGAGUUAAUCUCUGUCCUUCUUACCGCUCAAAAGACUAAUGAGUUGUUAUUGAAAAAUCACGAUUUGCGACCCAGUGGGUCUCAAGGAGUGCCAGAAGCACAUGCUAAUAAAAAAACGAACCGUUUCAAAGGUCGUGGCCGAAAAUUCUGGCGUGGUGCACGUAAUAACAAUUGGCACAAUGGUCAACGUCGAGAUAAUCAUGGAAAUCUCCUAGGUGGACGUGAAUAUUUCCACAAAAAUAAUUAUAUGGCUAAACGAAGACAACUCGGUCAUGGAAAUCGUGACAAAGAAAAGCAUGUUGAGAGUAUUUGCAACAGAUGUGGGAUGAAUAGACACUGGGCCAAAGUUUGCAGGACUGCCCAACACUUUGUAGAUCUAUACCAAAGUUCAAAGAAGAAUAAAGGAAAGAGCAUCCAGACGCAUGCAAUAGAAACAGAAAAACCAAAUGUUCUUCUUGAGGCCAACACAACUGAAAUCAUGUCUGAUCAAGCUCCUAUUCAUGAUGCAAAGUCUCUUGAGUUGCAAGAUUUUCUUAUGGAUAUCGAUUGA